Molecule: messenger RNA, 2016 nt
Organism: Photinus pyralis (common eastern firefly)
Lineage: Eukaryota; Metazoa; Arthropoda; Insecta; Coleoptera; Lampyridae
Gene: AspRS-m
Product: aspartate--tRNA ligase, mitochondrial
Exons: 8
Coding region: 87-2015 (642 amino acids)
Biological process (GO): aspartyl-tRNA aminoacylation
Cellular component (GO): mitochondrion; cytoplasm
Molecular function (GO): ATP binding; aspartate-tRNA ligase activity; nucleic acid binding
Source: RefSeq, a predicted model, not a curated record
AUACCGUCACUUUUUGUUUGAAAUGUUAAAUUUGAGGUUAGGUGGUAAGAUUGAAAACUUGUUUGUAAUUACAGCUUUUAUGCCCGAUGUCUCGGUUAUUACCAUUUAUUUGUAAGCGAACUUUGCGUCCUAAACGAUUAAUACAAGUACUUACUCCCAAUGUUUGCAUGUUACCAAAUAGUACUAAAUUCUCCACGAAAUCGCCUAAGAAUAUUUACCUAGUAGACGACACAGAUAACGAAAAUCAUGGUCCACAGCGAAACUCCAACAUUUACACAUAUCGCACAUACACUUGCACGGAACUUCGACGUGAAAAUGUCGGCGAAAGAGUCACGUUAUGCGGUUGGUUGGAAUUUCAACGAAUGAAUAAAUUUCUGGUGAUACGAGACGGAUAUGGACAUACUCAAUUGCUUAUUAAAGAUCAAGAUGUUGAAACACAACUGCUAGUUAAAACUCUACCAUAUGAAUCCGUUAUAAAAGUGACUGGUACAGUUUUGACACGGCCCGAAGGGAUGAUAAACAAAAACCAGGAAACUGGUGAAGUUGAGGUAUUAAUUGAAACGUUCGAGGUACUCAAUAAAGCAAACGAUAACUUACCGUUUAAUAUACGAGAAUACCAGAAAGCGAAGGAGGCCCUUCGUAUGAAGUUUCGAUAUAUUGAUUUACGGUUUGAGGGUAUGCAGAGGAAUAUGAGGGUUCGAUCUGAUUUGUUAAUGGCUAUGCGCACGUACCUUGUCAAUGAGUGUAACUUUGUUGAUGUGGAGACUCCGACAUUGUUUAAAGCGACUCCUGGUGGUGCGCAAGAGUUCAUCGUUCCCACUCGAUUCCCUGGUCAAUUUUAUUCCUUGGUUCAAAGUCCCCAACAGUUUAAGCAAAUGCUUAUGGCAGGAGCAAUAGAUAGAUAUUUUCAAAUAGCGCGCUGCUAUCGUGAUGAAGGCUCGCGCUCUGAUCGACAACCCGAAUUCACUCAACUCGACAUAGAGAUGUCGUUCACAGACUGCAAGGGUGUUAUGAAUCUUGUCGAAGAACUGCUUCAAUACUCCUGGCCUAGCAUCUUAAAACCACUACCUCGCCGAUUUCCCCAAAUAACUUAUAAGGAAGCGAUGGAAAAAUAUGGAACAGACAAACCAGACUUACGAUUUCACUUUCAUCUUCAAAACUGUACAGUUGCAUGUAAGAAAUUAGCGACAACUGAUAACUUUGCAGCAUACUACAUACUAUUUGAAGAACCACACGUUCAUCUAUCCACGUCUAUUAAGCAAAAAUUAAAGCGACUUUCACAGAAUUAUCCCAAAGCCAAAUUUAUUCAAAGUAAAAUAACUAAUUGGAAGGAUUGGUUUUUGAGGAUGUCGGGUGUUUUUGGGGAAGAAAGCUGCGACAUUUUACGCCAGUUGAUUCACGCGAAGGGUAAUUCCGUCCUGUUUUUGGCAUAUGGAGAUUGGAAACAUGUGGUGUCACUGUUAGGCACGUGCCGUUUGGAGUAUGUUGAACAUGUAGAAGCGCAAGGUAUUAAGGUAAAGGAUGACAGUUUCCAUCCGGUUUGGGUGACCGACUUUCCACUUUUUGAGGAGGGGGAAAACGCGAAUGGUCUACAAUCCAACCAUCAUCCUUUCACAGCACCUCAUCCGGAAGAUGUUGGUUUACUGCAGACGGAACCUUUGAAAGCUCGUAGUUUGGCAUACGAUUUGGUACUGAAUGGAAAUGAGAUUGCCGGUGGAUCAAUUCGUAUUCACGACAGCCGCCAGCAAAAGUUCAUCUUUGACUUGCUCAACAUUGACGAUCAGAAAAUGACUUACAUGCUUGAAAUGUUAGCAUCGGGCUGUCCUCCACAUGGAGGUAUUGCUCUUGGACUAGAUCGCUUACUUGCCACUAUGUUGAACACGCCAAGUAUUCGUGAUGUCAUAGCAUUCCCUAAAACUUUUGAGGGGCGCGAUCCUAUCACUGGAGCACCAUCGCCCAUUAACGAGCAUGAUAAGAAAUUGUAUAGUAUAGACAUUAGUAAUAAAUCUUCAUAAU